ACUGACGCCGGUACAUUGGUAGUGUUGGCAGAAAAAAUGGUUUUCAGUAUUUAAUUCGACAUAUUCUACUUUGAACAGCUAUAGAUUUUUUUAGAGACAUUCUAGCUCUUCAGUGUCUUUGGUAAAGUGGUUAGGCAUCUAAAAUACUAUAUGUACUUUAACGUAAUUUAGUGCAUCAAUGAAGCAUUACUGAGCUCUCCAGAAAGAGUAAUGUAAAUAAGAUUGUUUGGAGCACCGAAAGGAACCAAAAAAUCUUGGUUCUGGAAAAUCGAUCACUUUGCCCCACCCUUAUGGGUACCUAUAUGUUUUGAUAUUGUAUAUUAACAUUACACUAUCUGGUUCGUAUUUGUACUAUAUGACUUACGUUUUUUUGCACGCAAGGCACUCAUAUACAACUCGUUCUUCAGGUGUUUUGUGUAAGUUGAGAUGGACAUGGAGUGCACGUUUCCAACAAAAUCGCUUUGGGCAAUGAUUGCAUGCGUAUGGUUUUUGGUCUUCUGGUAAAUGUGUUUGUCGAUGUGAAAUAAGAAACCGAGGUCUCGUGACCAUAUAACCGCAAAUAUCGCAUCUGCAAGUUUAAAUUUAUGAAUUAAUUUCAAAUAAAAAUAUUUUCUGCAAAAUUUUAAUUUAUUCUGCGCGAACGCUCAAUUUUGAAUGUUUUCACUAGAAUAGUAUUACUUGAAGGCUUCCGGUUGAAUAUGACGAGCCAUGUGCAUUAUAAUUGCUGGAUAGCGGAAAAAUUUAGUUUGGCAGCAUAGUACAUGUCCCUCUUGGUUGUGGAUAGUUUUUUGAUGCGAAAAUAGAUCUGGAAAAGUUCUUCAACAUAAAAAAGAAAAAAAAAUUAGAUAAUGAUUUACAAAGCACAUUUUUGUUCACAUAUAAUACAAAGCACAUUCGUUGAAUAUAUAGUUAAGUGGCAUGUAUUCAUGAAAUUGAAACUGUAGUAUGUAUUAAUAUGAGCUAUGUCGGUUACAAGAAUAGAAUGGUAGUUUUUACACUACAUUUUUAUUUCACUUCACUUUUUAAUUCUAUCACUUUUUACUCAUCACUUGCAAAUGCGCAUUCCAACGCUUACGUUAGAUGGACUGUUCAUCUAAGCACUGAAGAAAACGCUAUGUAAGCUUUAAAAUGCGCAUUUGCAAGUGAAAAGAUAUAGAAUUAAUGAUUUCAACUGCUCUUAUAAUUUUGUCGUGUAUCUUAAAAAAAGCAGCUAACAGAAAUAUUACAGAACAUUUAAGUUUGGAUGGAUUUAGUGCAAAUUUAAAUUAUAAAUUUCAUUUAAAUAUUCUAAUACAAGUAUGCUUAAUAAUGAUACUUUCUUUACAAUUUUAAUUUAACUUAUAUUAUUUUUGGAUACGUGAGUUCUGUAACUUUUUUCAACACCACUCAUUAGCUUCUGCAAAGUAGGCAUAACGUUGAUCGAUGAGGUACUUGGUUUUUCGCUACAUUUCGUACUAAUACUGAAGGAUGCCACUUGUAGUAAUCUGUUAUCUUUCUGUCCAUUGUGGGUUUAGCAGGCUCGGGUUCUCUACCACGUCUCGGGGCAUUUGUAAACGUAUACUCUUCACCAUACUUUUGUAAUGUAGUUUAGCUGCUCCGACACACACCUUCUUCUUUGUAUAAUUUUCUGAUCCAAAUACCACUCACGAUGUCAUAUUUGUGCACAAUUUGUUUUCUUAGGUCGGGAGAAAGGCCACGCAUUGCGCAGAUAAAAGUUGUGACAAUUUUUUUUUACUUACUAAUAGCGAAUUUCUUUAUUCCACCUGUUGUGAACGAUACCACAGGGCAUACAGUUCGCUCUCCGGGAUCAGGCAAAACAAUCACCAGCACACAGUUGGCUGCCCGGGAUCAGGCGAAAAAAUCACCAGCGCUGACGUUAUCACCAGGGGCGCACCAGCCAGCAGAGCGACCGCGAGAAACAAUAGAGAAGGUGACGGUGCAAGAUCAGAAGUGGUGAUUGUAGCGCAGUGAUUUGCAGCGAAAUUUAUACAGGCUAAUAAGAUAGCACAAUUUACAUUCAUUUUCAUUAAAUUAAGUAGUUCUAAUCUAAUAAAACUCGAAAUAAGUAAGUCACAUGAAAACGGUAUUGGGAAAAAUUAAAUUAAAAUAAAAAUAUAAUCUAUUAGGCAUAAAUAGACUAAAAGUAGUCUUGGAAAUUCUUUGAUAGAUUAAAUCGGUAUUCAACCUAUGUGAGUAAAACUAAUUGAAAUUCAUUAAAACCCAAAUUUAUUGAUGCACAAAAACAGUUUAAAAUAGGAUACAAGUUGCAUUGGCGCUACGGAUCUGUAACGGCAUUAUCUAUCUGCAGGAGGAAAGGCAAAUUUGGGUUUGUACACUAUAAUUGUAAGCCGAAACAUUUAUAUCUUUAAUUAUAAGUAACUCAACCUAAAUAAAUAAUUUGUAGCUUUGAUCAGCUCCAGAAGAAGUGGCUGAUUUCAAUAACUUAUAUUUCUACAACCCGAACGAAAUCAAAGAAUUAUAACCUCAAAGGAUGGAUUCUGCCGAUGAGUCAUCAUGUAUGCUAUGCGAUGCCCCCAAUAGUGCAUGUGAUAUGGUACAGUGUGAUUCUUGCCAUCAGUGGGCGCAUUUUUUCUGCGUCGGGGUAACGAAGGCAAUUGAAGAUCGUGACUGGAACUGUAAAAAAUGCACUAAAGAGUUGCUGGUUCCAAAAACGAACAAACAGUCGAAAAGGACUGGAAGCCAGAAAUCCAAAAGUGAUGGAGGGUCUGAGCACGAAUUGAGUACGUCUUUCGCCACUUCAUUACGAAAAUUGGAAGAAGAGCAACGAAUUAAGGAAAAAGAAAUGGCAGAGGAAAUGAUUCUUCAAGAAAGAAGGUUAGAAAUGGAGAGAAUAUUAAAGGAGAAAAAAAGACAGAUGGAGACCAAACUUCUCGAAAAGCAAUUGUCACAAGAAAGAGAAUCGAAAAAGCAGCAAUUGGAGGAAGAGCGGCAAAUGUUAGAAAGACAGUUGGAAGAAGAAAAAACGUUUUUGGAGGAAAGGAAGAAUAUGCAGCAGGAAUUUCAAGCAGCGAAACAGAUGAUUGCAGAGAAGUACGUUAGGCAAGGCAUUACAUUAAAUAAAGAUAGACAUGAAGAAAGGGGUAUGUUUUUUGGCGAAAAGAUUGAUUUUUGGAUGCAAAAGCAAGGAGAAAAUUCAAGACACGAACCCAAGAAAGGUGUAGAGGAGCAAAAUUGUAUUGAUGAAAUUGAGGCAGAAGACAGCGAUCAGAAUUCUGAGGGAAGUUCUGUGGUGAGUUACCAUGAUGAUGUUCCGGAAAAGUACAGUACAGAGGAAACGCGAAACCGAAAUAGAAUUCGACAGCCUACGAAAUUAUCUGCAGAACAUAUAGCAGCUCGCCAGGCGAUCUCGAAGCACUUACCCGUGUUCAAAGGUGAACCGGAGGUGUGGCCAAUAUUUAUCAGUAGUUUCGAAUUUACAACAGAAGCCUGUGGUUUUUCAAACUUAGACAACCUAAAACGACUACAAGAUAGUCUGCAAGGGAAUGCUCUAGAGGCGGUGCGUAGUAGAUUGGUACUUCCAAGUUCAGUCCCGGACGUCAUAGAAGACCUUCGCCGAUUAUUUGGGAAACCGGAAAAGCUGCUGAAAACCCUUCUCACAAAAGUACGCAAUUCGCCAGCACCUAGAGCCGAUCGUCUGGACACAUUUAUUCAGUUUGGGCUGACAGUAAAACAACUUUGCGACCACUUGGAAGCGGCAAAUUUAAAGGAACACCUAAGCAAUCCAAUGUUAGUUCAAGAGUUGGUGGAAAAACUUCCUCCCAACUAUCGGCUAGACUGGGUCCGAUUCAAACGAGGGAAAAAUGGAACGCCUCUCAGGAUGUUUACUGACUUUAUGAACGACAUCGUAUCCGACGUGUCCGAGGUGACAGAGUUUGUUCCUCCUGGUGUAUGGGAAUCGUCAUCGCCGUCGUUCAGUAAAGCGAAUACAAAACGGAAGGAGUUUAUGCAUGUGCAUAAUGCUGUAUCCAGCAGAACCGAAGAUCAUUCAGACAUUAAAGGAGUCAAACCAUGUUGGGUCUGCAGAAGAACAGAUCAUAAACUCAGAUUCUGCGACGAUUUUAAACGGAUGUCCUUGGUUAACAGGUUGAAAGUGGUAGAGAAAAAUAAAUUGUGUACGCUUUGUCUUAACAAUCAUGGGAAAAGUACAUGCAAUUUCAAAAUUCGCUGCAAUGUUGGUGGCUGCCGAGGCGGUCAUCACCCAUUGUUACAUCGAGUUGAAGCAGCCGUUCAGAUUUCAAAUGUGAAAUGCCACGCUCACGAUCGAAUAGGUCGAUCGGUUAUUUUCCGAAUAGCACCAAUUAGCCUACAUGUUGGCGAUCGCGUCGCCACCCUUCUGGCAUUCUUUGACGAAGGGUCAUCUGCUACGCUAAUUGAGGAAUCGGUGGCAAAGCAGUUGAAUAUUAAAGGAGUUGCAGAGCCUUUGGUGGUUACGUGGACUGGAAAUGUUAAAAAAUAUGAAAAUACAUCAGUAAGAGCUAACGUAAAAUUGUCUGCACAAGGAUCUGACACCAUGUUGCCAUUGACAAAUGUACGCACUGUGAAACAGUUAAUGUUGCCUGAGCAAGAUCUACAGUCUCAAGAACUAACAAAUCGAUACCCGCAUCUUAGCAAUAUUCCCGUGGCAAAUUAUGAACGUUCUAGGCCCGGAAUAAUUAUAGGUUUAGAUAAUUUACACAUUUUCGCACCUCUUAACUCGCGCGUCGGUCCAGCAGGAGAGCCAAUCGCUGUGUUCACGAAAAUAGGCUGGAUGAUAUACGGGCCUGAGCCCCGGAAAACGACUGCAGAAGUAAGCCUGAAUUUUCAUUCAUACGAAGCGAUAACGAAUGAACGGCUUCACGAUCUAAUUCGAGAACAAUAUGUUGUAGAAAACUUAACCACUCCUUUCGAAGGCUUAUUGGAAUCUUCGGAGAAUCAACGAGCACGAGCAAUUCUCGAAGCCACUACAAUUCGCGUUGAUGACCGUUUCGAAACGGGUAUGCUGUGGCGUGCUGAUACGCGCCAUUUUCCUGACAGUUACCCAAUGGCUGUCCGAAGAUUGAUAUCAUUGGAGAAAAAGCUGGACAGGGAUCCAGAAUUGUUUCAGAGCGUACAUCAGCAGAUUCGAAAAGGAGCGCUAGGGUGUGUUGCAUACUUUCGAGCGAUUGUGGAAGGAAAUGUGCGAUGCGUGCUGGUGGCAAGCCGCGUGAAAGUCGCACCAUUAAAACCUGUCUCUAUCCCUCGUCUAGAGUUGCAAGCAGCAGUCAUAGGAGCCCGGCUGGCAUCCGCAGUACGAAAAAAUCAUUCUUUCGAUACUGAAACGCAAUUCUUCUGGUCGGAUUCAACCACUGUUCUCUCGUGGAUCAGGUCAGACCAUCGUCGUUAUAAAGAGUACGUAGGACAUCGCGUGGGUGAAAUUUUAUCCAUCAGCCGGCUGCCUGAAUGGAAAUGGAUUCCCACAAAACUGAACGUGGCCGAUCAACUGACGAAAUGGACUAGGGACCCGGAGAUGAACGCUGCUUCCACUUGGUUCAAUGGACCAGAUUUCAUGUACCUUGGAGAAGAAAACUGGCCGAAGCAAAGGGCGGUUCAGGCUGAAACAGAGGAAGAAAUAAAAGUGCAUCUUAUGAUUCACGAUGUUGAGGUGCCAGCAGCAGUUAUAAAAGUCGAGCGUAUAUCAAAAUGGAACAUCUUGGUUCGAACGUUAGCAAGCGUCUAUCGGUUCCUGUCGAACUGUAAAAGGAAAAUAAAUCGUUCACCACUAGAAACGUUGAGAGCUUCGCUUAGACAAGCGAAUCUUCUAAAAUCAAUAAAAUAUCCAGUAGUAAUAACCCCCUUAAAACAGCAAGAACUAGGAAAGGCAGAACAGACGCUUUUCAAAAUGGCACAAAUUGCUGUUUUUGAGCCUGAAUUUAAAAUUCUCAAAAAGAACGCAGAAUUACCGAUGGAAAAGUGGUUGAAGCUAGAAAAAUCUAGCUUGCUUUAUAAACUUACUCCGUUAGUCGACGGCCAAGGAAUUAUUCGUUCUGAAGGCCGUACUGGUAGGGCCGAGUUUUUGCCAUUCGACUUAAGGUUUCCUAUCAUACUACCAAAGGAUCAUAUCAUUACAGCAAAACUCGUCCAGCAUUUUCAUGAAAAAUUUGGACAUGGUGGGCGUGAAACGGUUAAAAAUGAACUUAGGCAGCGUUUCUUGAUACCGAAAGUAGGAGCAGUAAUUGCAAAAGUUGCCAAGACGUGCGUUUGGUGUAAGGUAAAGCGAAAUCACCCGGCGACUCCUAGAAUGGCAGCUCUUCCUGUUCAAAGACUUAUGCCCUACCUGCGCUGUUUCAGCUACGUGGGUGUGGACUAUUUGGGGCCGUUCACGGUAGUUGUGAACAGGCACAGUGAAAAACGGUGGAUCGUCUUAUUCACAUGUUUAGUAGUACGAGCAGUUCAUCUGGAAGUAGCUCAUUCGCUGACUACACAAUCCUGUCUCAUGGCAAUUCGCCGUUUCAUCUGCCGACGUGGUCCCCCCUUAGAAUUUUUUUCUGAUAAUGGGACGAACUUGAAGGGUACGAGCAAAGAGUCAAAGGCGAAUAUGCAGGCAAUUGGAGAAGAGAGUGCCAAUGAAUUCACUUCAGCUCGUACGAAGUGGACAUUUAGCCCCCCAGCUACCCCCCAUAUGGGUGGGGUGUGGGAAAGACUUGUCCGGUCAGUAAAGGCAGUCUUGUCAGUUCUAGAUGAUGGACGACGAUUAACAGAUGAAGUUUUAUUAACAUCAAUAACCGAAGCUGAGGAUAUAGUGAACUCGCGUCCUCUUGUCUACGCAUCACAGGAAUCGGAGGAGGCGUUGACACCAAAUAAUUUUCUUCGGGGAGUGUCCCCCAAUGAACCACGGCAAGGAACACCCCCCACGUAUCCGGCAAAAGCUUUGAGAGAUUCAUUUCAUCGAUCGCAGCAGUUGACUGAAGAAAUGUGGAAAAAAUGGAUUCGUGAAUACGUUCCGUCAAUUAGUGGACGGCCAAAAUGGUUUGCUGAAUCCAAAAAUUUGCAAGUAGGCGAUCUUGUAUACGUCGUAGAAGGUAAUAAACGAAAGUGUUGGGUCCGUGGAAUCGUCGAAAACCCAAUAGUGUCGGGUGACGGGAGAGUUCGGCAAGCGUGGAUUCGAACCAAUAGCGGUCUCUGCAAGCGAGCAGCGACGAACCUGGCUGUCUUAGAGAUAACUGAUAGUGACACUGAACCGGAAGUGGCCUCCGGUACAGGAUCACGGGCCGGGGCAUGUUGUGAACGAUACCACAGGGCAUACAGUUCGCUCUCCGGGAUCAGGCAAAACAAUCACCAGCACACAGUUGGCUGCCCGGGAUCAGGCGAAAAAAUCACCAGCGCUGACGUUAUCACCAGGGGCGCACCAGCCAGCAGAGCGACCGCGAGAACAAUAGAGAAGGUGACGGUGCAAGAUCAGAAGUGGUGAUUGUAGCGCAGUGAUUUGCAGCGAAAUUUAUACAGGCUAAUAAGAAAGCACAAUUUACAUUCAUUUUCAUUAAAUUAAGUAGUUCUAAUCUAAUAAAACUCGAAAUAAGUAAGUCACAUGAAAACGGUAUUGGGAAAAAUUAAAUUAAAAUAAAAAUAUAAUCUAUUAGGCAUAAAUAGACUAAAAGUAGUCUUGGAAAAUCUUUGAUAGAUUAAAUCGGUAUUCAACCUAUGUGAGUAAAACUAAUUGAAAUUCAUUAAAACCCAAAUUUAUUGAUGCACAAAAACAGUUUAAAAUAGGAUACAAGUUGCAUUGGCGCUACGGAUCUGUAACGGCAUUAUCUAUCUGCAGGAGGAAAGGCAAAUUUGGGUUUGUACACUAUAAUUGUAAGCCGAAACAUUUAUAUCUUUAAUUAUAAGUAACUCAACCUAAAUAAAUAAUUUGUAGCUUUGAUCAGCUCCAGAAGAAGUGGCUGAUUUCAAUAACUUAUAUUUCUACAACCCGAACACCACCAGCUCACCUCGUUUUGACCUGGGAGCGACCUAACUGCUGUCAAAACACUUCUUUGUUCGCUCGAUUUUGACCCAGUAUCUGGCGUGCUGCCCGAAGCGCACUGUGAAAUUUGUUAGCUUCAACCCACCACCGCACGUGCUUAGUUCGUAAACAAUUAUCUGGUAUCUCUUUCUUACUUGCGUCGUGAAUCGCGAUGCCGUUUCUUUAUUCCUCGGCAGAUUUCCCCUUAUCCAGUGGAAUAAAGAAAUUCGCUAUAAAACUAAUCCAGCAUAUAAUUUAUCUUUUGAACGAAAUUACUGAAAAAUCGGCUCUUUACGAAUGCGUACCGCGAUUCUUGGCAUAAAAUGGCAUCUGUCCCGAGAUUAUAGUUCUCAUCCCUAUAAAAACCUGAUCUCCGCAAAUAUUAGAAUAAAGACAAAGUUAAAUUGUUCAAGA
This is a messenger RNA of Wyeomyia smithii (pitcher-plant mosquito), 8395 nucleotides long. RefSeq lists its product as uncharacterized. The record is from RefSeq and is a predicted model, not a curated record. Bases 2492 to 7447 code for a protein of 1651 amino acids. The transcript has 2 exons. Gene Ontology annotation, biological process: DNA integration. Gene Ontology annotation, molecular function: nucleic acid binding. Lineage: Eukaryota; Metazoa; Arthropoda; Insecta; Diptera; Culicidae.